GUCCUCUUCUGCGACACCCUCACCUUCUUCCCCUAUCAUUCUUGCUCUCUCCCAGCAAGUCUCUCCAGCCUCCUGCAGAUCCCCAAGCCAUGCCGCCUCAACGCACGCGCGCCUCCAAGCAGCCGUCCUCGCCCAAAGGCAAACGCAGGAGCGCAGCCUCGGAAGAGCAAGACAUCGGCACCUUCGCGUUCGCGCCCACCCUCACCCCCGGCACCUUCUUCGACCCGCCUGCGCCAGAAGACCCCACCGCGCCCGCAGAGUCCCUCCUCUUCCCAGACCUCGACCGCGAAGAGAGCCCGGCCCCGACGCGUUCUGGCCGCGGGGGACACGCGAAAAAGAAGCCCGAGGACCACGUCCCGCGCCCGCCCAACUCCUUCAUCCUCUUCCGCUCCGCCUUCAUCCGCAACCAGCACGUCUCCGCGACCGUCGAGACCAACCACAGCACGCUCUCGGCCAUCAUCGGGUGCACGUGGAAGGGCCUUCCGAAGAACGAGAAGGCGUUCUGGCACCGCAAGGCGAAGGAGGCCCUCGAGGAGCACAAGCGCAAAUUUCCCGGCUACACCUUCCGCCCGCUGCACAACAAGGGCAAGAGCGUGGGCAAGCGCAAGGUGCGCGAGGUCGGCCCCAAGGACCUCAUCCGCUGCCAGAAGAUCGCCGAUCUGCUCAAUCAGGGCUACAAGGGCCCCGCCCUCGAAGACGCCAUUGCAGAGUUUGACCGCAAUCACGUACCGGAAAUCGUCACCCGCUUCGAGGCCCCCAUCACAGCGGGCAGUUUCAGGCGGUCCUCCUCUGCCCCACUUCCCGAGAAUGCCAGCUCACCUUCCUUAUCCGACGAGGCCUCCGAGAAGAAGGCGCGCGCCACCAGCAGCCAGCCGGAAAUGUCUGCGAAGGGCAAGUCCAGGGAGACGCCCGCGAAGGAGGAAGCCAGGGAAUCGCUGUUCGAGUUCGAUGCGUCAGAGUCAGAAGACUCGUAUUGCACCACCACACCGUCCUCUCCUUACCCUACGACGCCAAUCACUGACGCAAACCCAUCAUUUGACUUUUCGUCGUUCUCUUUCGAAACGACAACCCCACCGCCGCAGAUGCAGCACUGCAACCCGCUCUCUGUUUCACUGUCCCCGCUCCAGACCCACUUCGACGCCCCGUACAUGUUCUCCCCCGAGCCUUCCCCGCUUGUCAGUGCAUCCCCGCACUCGCACAACGUCUUCGGCCCCCUGCAGAUCCCGUUCCAGCAGGCGCCGCAGUCGUACUACGACCAGUGGUCGCCACUGUCCAGCAUGCCCACCACACCCAGCGACGUCGCUCCGAACAUGUACGUCCCCGCACCGGCACCGUCCCCGACAAGCUUCGAGUCGCACUUCAGCUACUUCGCCCCGGCCGCGCAUGCCCCCGUCUACGGCCAGUCGGUGUACCAGCAGCUUCCCCUCGAGCACAUCCAGCAAGAGUACGCCGCCAUGCGCGCCAAGCCGAGCUUCCCGUGCUACGGCGGCCAGGGCCUCGCGCCGUUCGAGGCCGGCCACGGGCUAGCACCGUCAUACCCGCCGCCUGUCCCCACGUACGCAAUGUGAAGUUGCCGACGUCACGGGUACUCGCGCGGCGUAACGCCUCUUUGCCUCAUGUCCCCCCUCUAGCCUCGCUCCCCCUCGCACCUGGCCGGGCCCACAGCGCGAGACGUAAACUCACCUGGAUAGCUCAAAGCUUGUUUGUAUCACCGUAUGUAUUACUAUCGCCGGCGAGCGGUCUUGUUAUCUUACCUGCACACACACCAUAUCUGUUGUAUUAAUAUUCCCCCGCCCGUCUGGCCGGUCGCACAGAUGGGCGGCCACGGACGAUUUAGCACACAUUUACUCACCACUUUUUUUUGAUUACCCGUUAUUUUGUUUUGGCAACUGAGCCUUCCUUCUUGUUUAUUUACCAUAUACCUCUUGUACAUCGCUCGUCGCACGAGAAGGCGUCUAUCUCUUGCGUGCGCGCCCACGCGCAGAAUAAAGAAGGUCGGAUUAAACUUCACGGAAACGAGAGCUCGGACGCGCGCAACUUGACAAGCUUCCUUCUGUUUCGCUCUUUUUUCGAGGUCCGCUAGUCGCCCGGACGAUGCUGGAUGCCGUGGGCCGGCCAGAAGAGGAAUGCGCGGCGUGCCAGCCCCCACGCCCUUCCACACGUGCGCAGGACACGUGUGGAGUGGAUUAGCAGACCUAUCACCGAGUCUGGUGGGGUGCGUGCCAUUUCCGCACUGCGCACGCGUCCACACGUCUUCAUGAUCCCCAAACAUUGCGCAUGCAACGGUAUCUCCGAGGCCGGACGACGGGGAUGUACAAGAAACGUGCAGGGCUGCAGCUCAUCCUUUCGGCGUCGGGCGCGCACGCACAUCAUCAUGCAUCAGGGCAUCAGGGAGAAUCAGUUGACACAGGGACAAGGGCGGCCAGAAGGGUGGGUGUGUGUGCCGCAGAGGCCUCCCUCCGCGUCUCGGCGGUGCGUUACGAGAGGCGGCGUGUGCGGCCGCA
Molecule: messenger RNA, 2504 nt
Organism: Phanerochaete carnosa HHB-10118-sp
Lineage: Eukaryota; Fungi; Basidiomycota; Agaricomycetes; Polyporales; Phanerochaetaceae
Exons: 4
Coding region: 90-1568 (492 amino acids)
Biological process (GO): regulation of transcription by RNA polymerase II
Cellular component (GO): nucleus
Molecular function (GO): DNA-binding transcription factor activity, RNA polymerase II-specific; RNA polymerase II cis-regulatory region sequence-specific DNA binding
Source: RefSeq, a predicted model, not a curated record